AUUACUCUUGCCCGCACUGUCUCUGACGGGCAUCGUCCUCGACAGCAAGAUGGCGAUGAUCGUAAGAGUGCAGUAAAAAGUGAGAAAUUUUUGGCAAAUAUCGCCAGUUGCGACAUUUCAAGCAGUUGUCUGCGGUAUUCAUUGUCCUGUGAUUGCUCGCAAAGAUGACUGCAGGUACCAGUUUAGUGGUGCCCAUAGUGCUAUGGGGACGUAUAGCACCAACUCAUUGUAUUUCUUGUGUUUAUCUAUCUCGGGAUCAAAAAACAUUGGUGACAGGAUGUUAUGAUGGACAAAUAUGUUUGUGGCAAGUGGAUCCAGAAACAUUAAAGAUGACUCCAAGAUGUCUACUUGUUGGACAUACUGCUCCGAUAAUGUGUCUUAGUCGAGCUAGUGUCAUAAUGGAACAAAAUUUCAUCGUUAGCAGCAGCGAGAGCGGAGAGAUGUGCACUUGGGAUCUAGUUGACGGAAAGUGUCGCGAGGCAGUGAAGCUUAAUAGUGUUCACACACAAAUGUUGCCUUAUGUUUCCGCGGGAGGAGAAGAUGUUAGGUUGUUUUGCUCUGGUUACUAUCCUGAGGUUCUGGUGAUGGAUCCAUUCAGUUUGGAAGUGCUGUUUACCCUGAGUUCUCGCGUCAAUCCAGAUUGGAUUAGCGCCUUGCACGUUUUACGGCCGGCCAAACGGAAAGGUCGGUUCUACGUGCAUACAAACGAUGUCGUACUGGCUCUGACGACCACGGGCACAGUUAAAGUGUGGACACUUCUGGGACACGAGAAUCGAAACAGCGAACCUCUGUAUGAGCAUGAAAGCAAGCAGAUUCGAUGCUUGAAUGCACUCGCGAUGACUUGUUGUCCUUAUAAUCAAAGAACGGUGCUCAUUGUAUGCUCCAAGUAUUGGCAGAUAUUCGACGCUGGUGAUUUCUCGGUUCUUUGCUCGGUAACAGCUCCUCGAGGCGAACGUUGGAUGGCAGGUGACUUUCUAGCUGCUGACAGAGUCAUUUUGUGGAGCGACGAAGGUCAUGGAUAUCUGUACAAACUUCCAGCAAAGGUUCUGGUACAACUUGACAGCAAGCUGAAGGGCAAGGCUCUCAGCAGUAGCGUCGCGGACAACAAGAACUUUCACAGCGCUAGUGCCGAAUACGAUCAGCCGUAUUUGUAUUGUACGUUAACACAACCCGGAGAUAAGCCUCUUUCAUGUCCACCGGCUAUGCGAUUGGUGACCGUACAGCGUCAAAACAAAACUUUGAAAUACUUGUUACGUGGAGACAGUGAGGGUGUCGUUAUUCUCUGGACGGUGCCAGAAAUGACGACGCAACAGCUCGUCCAGAUAUCUCAAAAUGACGGAUCCACACCGCCAGCAUUGCCGCCGACCGUAAAGACGAGUCUCACCGCUGCUUGGGACGCGAUGAAGCCACCUCCCGUGGGAAUACUUGACCAAUUAGACUCCGGCGACGGUCAGGGUAUCAAACUUACCGCUUGCAUAUACCUGCCACAGCAGAGUCGGCUGGUUGUUGGUCGCGAGGAUGGUAGUAUCAUCAUCGUACCGGCAACACAAACUGUGAUGUUGCAACUACUCCAUGGGAAUCAUCAACAGUACGAUGAUUGGCCACCACAUCAAGUUCUUUUGGGUCACUCCGGACGAGUAAAUUGUCUGCUUUAUCCUCAUGGUGCAGCGCCUCGUUAUGAUCGUACUCAUCUUGUUUCUGGUUCUGUGGACUUUGCCGUCUGUCUCUGGGAUUUAUAUGCUGGCACACUGAUCCACCGAUUUUGCGUUCACGCCGGCGAAAUCACGCAAUUAAUGGUGCCGCCCGAUAAUUGCAAUCCCAGGAUACAGAAAUGCGUAUGUAGUGUUGCAUCAGAUCACAGCGUUACAUUACUCUCAUUGGCUGAGAGGAAAUGCGUUGUGCUUGCUUCGCGGCAUCUUUUCCCGGUUGUAACUAUCAAAUGGAGACCGUUGGACGAUUUUAUGAUAGUUGGAUGCUCGGAUGGUGCCGUGUACGUUUGGCAAAUGGAAACUGGUCAUUUGGAUCGCGUAUUGCACGGCAUUAUCGCGGAAGAAGUGCUCUACGCAUGUGACGAGAACACCAUAGCGGCGGCCGGCGGAUCCGCCGCCGGUGGUGAACUAGGACUUGCCAAUCCUGCCGUGCAUUUCUUUAGGGGUUUGCGUCACCGAAAUCUGUCGGCGAUCAGACACGCGACGCAAAGAGGACUACACCAGUUGCAACAGCUUCAUGGUGGUCAUGGUCCUGAUCAUGGGAAUCAGAUAAAAGCCAAAGGUUCCCCACUGAUGAUUCAAGGCUUCAGGAGUAAUCCGAAGGAUCCAGAGAGUCAUAUUUUAUUCUUUGAUAUAGAAGCGUUGAUAGUGCAAUUGUUAAGUGACGAAUACGGUGCCAUGUCACCUGGUUCUUUAGAAGCGCAGGGACUUAUCUCCGCCGCCGAAUAUCAGAAAGUUGCAGCGCUCACUCAAUCAGCCAGCCCCGAUGCGCAUAAGAAAAUUGUUGACUUUUUCGGUCGCGUCAAGGAUAAAGCAGGCGAUGUUGAGCGAAUAUUAAAGGAGAAGGAUCGUCACGGUAUAUUGGCUAAGAUGAAGGAAGGUGCGGAGAAUGUGCAUACUAAAUUACAGGCCAAAGCGGAAAGCGUCGGCCUCAAGCCGUCGACAUUUGACGGCAAAGGCGAAAAUUGGAAUAAUAGCGACGUGGCGAAGAACAGUUUGAAACGGAACGGUGCGUUUAGUGAACCAAAUGCGACAAUGGAAGUAGCGCAAUUACUUUUGAGCCUUUUGCACGCCUGGGGUAUGGAUCCAGACUUGGAUCGGGUUUGCGAAGGAAAACUGGGUCUAUUACGGCCUAUGGUUCCUGUCUCAUUUGGAGUACUAUCCAAGGGAGGUUACAUGUCAUUGUUAUUACCAACUUGGCAAACACAUCUUGAACCAGUCGGUGAACCUACAACUCAAUUGGAGCAACGCUUACCAGCUGAACUAGUUAGACAAGAGAGGCUCACUAGAGCAUUUACGGCAAGAGCACAUUGGGAAUUAUCGACUACUUUAACAAGUAAUCAUUUAUUAGCGGUAAUUGCUUUAGCAAAUACCUUAAUGUCAAUGAACAACGCAACAUUUGUACCUGAGCAAGAACGAAAUCGCAAGAUGCACAGGCCGGGUAAUAGAGCCGCGGUGAACUGGAAUAAAACAGAAGAGGAAAAUGAAGAAAUGUACACAGUACAGCAGGCCCAAAUCAAGCAGGGUUGGUCCCUUCUGGCUACAUUACACUGUGUAUUGUUGCCUGACAAAGUUGCAGCGCAGGGUGGCGCAAAGACUUUCAAACGGCCACAAGUAGAGAUGAUGGCACGAAGAUGGCAACAUCAGUGUGUGGAGAUUCGAGAAGCAGCGCAGGCUUUAUUGCUCGCCGAGCUGGGUCGGAUGGGCUCAAAGGGUCGCAAAGCACUUGUUGAUAACUGGUCGCAAUAUUUGCCGAUGUAUAGUACUCAAGAACCCAUCGCUCCGCAACCGCAGAAUCAAAACUCGCCGGCACCCGGAAGUCCGGUGCCGCAGUCUGAAUCACAACCUGAAGAAGAGGACGAAGAAGAAGAGUUAGCUGAAGCAGAGAUGAGUAUAGCUAGGAAACCAUCGAGCGUGGCGGAACUGAAACGAAAGCAAACCACGGCUGUUGUGCUGUUAGGCGUAAUAGGUGCUGAAUUUGGUCAAGAUGUAACCACAACGAACCAAAGAAGAGACAACGAACAGAGACGAAAGAGCUCGAUUGUGGAAGGCUUUGGCAUAGGAAAUAAUAAUCUUGCCAGGCAUACCAGUAUGGCGCUUACUCAUCUAUUGCACGCACCUCAUUCUCCAAAACUUCCAUUGCAUACGCCACUACGAAGAGCCGCGAUCGAUCUUAUUGGUAGAGGAUUCACUGUCUGGGAACCCUAUCUCGAUGUAUCAAAGGUUCUAUUAGGCCUACUGGAAAUGUGUUGCGACGCAGACAAGUUAGUGCCGAGUUUGACAUAUGGCCUUCCUCUGACGCCACAAGCCGACACUUGUCGUACAGCGCGUCAUGCUUUGACAUUGAUUGCUACUGCCAGGCCAGCUGCCUUCAUCACUACGAUGGCUCGUGAAGUAGCUAGAUUUAACACUCUUCAACAGAAUGCUCAGACUUUAAAUGUUAAUCUGGGUGCGAGUGUCUUGACUAGAGCAAAACCAGAGAUUCUCAGGAUUGUUGAGCAACUGAUUGAUAAAAUGCAGAGCGAGAUGAGUGAUCUUCUUGUUGAGGUCAUGGAUAUUAUUCUACAUUGUCUUGAUCCAGGUCAUCUAAAAAUGAAACCUUUGAAUGAAGUAUUUCCGGCAGUGUGUAGAUUUAAUCAGGUCAGUCAUUGUCCGGCAACACGCAGGAUAGCAGUUGGAGGUCGCGGUGGUCAGCUAGCAUUAUAUGAAUUGCGAGGUAACGUCAAAUGUCAAACAGUUCCGGCACAUUCGGCGCCGGUUACUGCAUUGGCAUUUUCACCAGAAGGAAAGUUUCUCGUCAGUUAUUCCUGUUCCGAGAACAAACUCUGUUUCUGGCAGCAAACCAGCAGUGGCAUGUUCGGCCUGGGUAACUCGCAGACUCGUUGUGUGAAGUCUUACAGUACAGCGCCCAUCAAUGAUGUGGCCCGAUUGAACCCUAUGCGCUUGGCACGGCUAAUCUGGAUCAACAAUCGUACGGUCACUUUAAUGCUCGCUGAUGGCUCGGAGACACGUUUCAACGUUUGAAUGUCACGCGAGUUCAGAUUCUGCCGGAGUUACCAACGAACUUUGUUCAGCAAGCGGAAGCAUUUCAGCUUGCUUGUCAUUUAGCGCCGAUAGCAUCGAUCGAGCCUGAUUGGUAUAAUGUUUCCUCGUUAACAGAUUUCUUUACAAAAAUGCUAAGAAUAGUUAACACAAUAGUAACAUAAUUGACAAUAUUAUCUAAUGAGCAAGAUAGUUUAAUAGCAGUGUUAAAGAAUGUCAUUUAAGCUCUUCUGAUAGAUUCUUUGAAAAGAGUUUUAUUUAUAGAACUAAUAGAUAAAAAAAAACAUUUCAUGUGUAUAUAUCAAACUUAAAAAAUAUAUUGGUUUAGUAUUAAUUUAAAAGGAACACUGUACAAUCCAGGCUUCAGCGCUAACAUAUUUAUUAGAUUUUCCUUUGUUUCCACAGUAUUGAUAAAAAAAUAAUUUAAAAAGUUAGAGUUAAUUGAAGUCGUCGGCGCGACUUUAGUCGAAAUAAUUUGUACAUCAACCAGGAGUACCAUUGCCAAUUUUGGCACGCUCAUUGGUACUUAAUUGAUAACAUUAGUAUUGAAUAAUUGGAUUUCUCUGUAUUUCUUAUUGUGCACAUUAUCGCUGCAUUACUGGCUGUCCGGUUUUAUAAUCUCAUACGAGAUUUUCAUUUUAGAUAAAAUCAGGAUUAAGCAGCCGUAACUUGAUACUAAAUACACGUGAAGAAAAUGCUAAUCGUAAUAGGUUUUUUAUGUAAAUUACGCAAAAUUAGAGAUUACAUGAAUUUAUUUCUAUCGAUCCCCGAAAGUUGCAGUAUUUUGCAGUAUUUUUAAUGUACAUAGUUUGUUUCUUAUAGCUACGAAGAAUUUUUAUCAACUAUUGGAUAUUUCAUCAUACUUAAGUAUUUGUACAAUAAAAGUAGAAAAGUAUGCACUUUUAAUUUAUUCGUUUUAUCGAAACCAACGCACUAAAUGUUGAAUUUUUAUUCUGUACAUAUUGCUUUCUUGAAGAUAUACUGCGCGACUUUCGGAGAAAGAUUAAACUUGAAUGUUUUGUCGCGCUUUCCUUCAUUAGUUUUCUGGGAUUCUUUAAAUUAUCAGAAUUUGAAGUUCGUGAAUCUCUUGCCGCGUGUUUCUCGAAAAGAUGUUUAUGAACAUUAAUCUGAAAUCGUGCAUUUUUUUAUUUAAAUAAAUAAAAUAUAGUAGAAGUUAUGGAAUAAAAAAUAGUAGGAAAAAAUAACUAAGAAUAAUGAUAGAGCACAGUGACUUUUUCAUAAAUAUCGCUCGAAGCUCCAUCAUGCCUAACUCACAUUAAUUUGACGAAUAUUCCACGAUUAAUUAAUUAACCGACACAUGAGUAUUUAUUUCAUCACUUAGGAUAAACAAGAUAGAAAGGCAAGAAUAUUUAUUCUUCGAGAUCGAUUAACCUGAAGACGCUACAUCACCGCUUUUCUGCCGCUAUUUUUAUGAAUGGAGAUCUUUCUCCGUUUGCGAGGGACACCAUUAUAUGCAUAAAAUGUAGAAUAAUUUAUAUAAUUGUUAUUAUGUCCCGUAUGUGCGGAUUCAGUGUAUUGUACUAUACAAAUGCGUAUGCCAUAAAUCGCGUAUACAAUAUUUUCUUUAUUUUAUCGAAAGAAAUGCUUCUAGGCAUAAGCACAAUAUUUAUUUGCAAUGCUGUAAUUUAGUUUUUUCAUCUUUAAGAGAUACGCGAUUUAUGAUUUGCUCUGUCUGUUUUUCUCGCAAUUGAAGAGUAAAGUCCCAUAGGACUCUAAUGAAGAGUAGCGAUCCCGUUGAGAUUCAAUCAUUAAUAAUUGUCUCGGCAAAUCAAUAGUGUAAGGAUGUUCUUGAUUGAUCGCGCUUUCUUUCGUAAAAAAAUUUAGCAAAAGAAAUCGAAAGAAUGUGUGAAUAUAUAUAGCUUUAAACUGUUCAUGUAAAGCGGCGUAAGAUUGUGCCAGCAGGUAUAAUUCCGCAUCAGACUUUGUACUAUUUUUAAGAAUUCUCCGAUAUUUCGAAGUUACCAUUUUUAUAAGUCAUUUUAGACAUUUGCUUCUAUUGUUAUUGCGUGUUUAAUUGCCGACAAAUACGGUUAAUUAAUUUUGAAUUUUAUUAGUUUAAUAUGAAGCUUAUAAAGAAUAACUUUUUAGAGUGGAUAGCCCGAAAUUAGUCUUUCUCGUAAUAACAUUCCUUAAUUGUUUUAGUUCAUUAAUGUAUUAUUAUUAUUAUUGUUAAAUAUUAUUAAAUACCUCAUAAUUAUAUAAUAUAUAAAGUUUAUAUAUAAAGUUAAAUUUAUAGAUAUUAUUUAGAUCUACCUAAAAUUAAUUGUUUUACUUGUUAGUUUAUCAGUUAUUCUAUAUAUUUAUGUACUUUGUGAGAGAUGGCCUUCACGUUCAAUAUCUUGUAGCUGAACAAAUAUGAGUAUUUUGAAUUAUUAAAACAACAUUAAUCCAAAAUUAUAUGUUUAAGAGGACAUAAAGGAAUUCAUCUUAUGCCGCGAUAAAUAUAUCCAUACGAUUUAAAAACCAUUUCUCUUUAGUGCAAAGUCAUUUACUCCAAUUACAUUGGUCUGCUAGCGCAAUCGUACCCAAACUUUUAUGUACAUUAUAAUGUCGAUCAUACGUCGCGCAGGCGUGUCUGUGAUCAACACUUUCGCAUAAAGCACUUUUUCAGAGGUCUUUUUGUUAGAAAUUGAAGGAGACAUUUAAUCCUUCGACCAGUAUAGUUAAAUCUAUAUUCUUCCUAUACCAAAUUGUUUUUGCAAUUUUGUUUUCUUUUUCUUUUUAACAAUUAGGUUUGAUUGCAAUUGAUGAGCUCAAUACGUCCUGUGAAAUUGAUGGACGAUGUGAGUUUAUAAUAUUAGUUUGAAGAGUUGAUUGACCUUAAAGGAACGAUUUAUUGUUACUAAUUAUGAAGCCGAGCAUAGAAAUCGACUUGAUAUAUCGUUCCCAUCGUGUACAUAAAAUCGAGCUGCGCCUAAUUGUAUCUAUGUAAUUAUUUACGUGUACAUUGUAUCCGUUAUGCAUCAGUCUCCGGCCGAUUCAUGAGUUCAAUAAAUAUAUCGGGUAGCGCACAAUCGCCCACCCAUCUUGUUUUACUUGUAAUUGUAGACAAAUGUAAUAAAAGCAGAAAUACUGAG
Cataglyphis hispanica is the source of this 7849-nucleotide messenger RNA. It is a transcript of the gene Rbcn-3B, whose product is annotated as WD repeat-containing protein 7. Bases 165 to 4733 code for a protein of 1522 amino acids. The transcript has 26 exons. NCBI's taxonomy places the organism in Eukaryota, Metazoa, Arthropoda, Insecta, Hymenoptera, Formicidae. Gene Ontology annotation, cellular component: cytoplasm. The record is from RefSeq and is a predicted model, not a curated record. Gene Ontology annotation, molecular function: protein binding.